This is a messenger RNA of Mesocricetus auratus (golden hamster), 4070 nucleotides long. It is a transcript of the gene Bcas3, whose product is annotated as BCAS3 microtubule associated cell migration factor. The transcript is spliced from 27 exons. The coding region runs from base 203 to 3280 and encodes 1025 amino acids. Gene Ontology annotation, biological process: response to starvation; autophagy. Gene Ontology annotation, molecular function: protein binding. Gene Ontology annotation, cellular component: cytoplasm. The record is from RefSeq and is a predicted model, not a curated record. NCBI's taxonomy places the organism in Eukaryota, Metazoa, Chordata, Mammalia, Rodentia, Cricetidae.
GUCCGCCUCUUUCCUACUUGCUGGUUGGCGAAGCUGACCUCCAAGGGCGGUGCCGCGCCGGGGCCACUUUGCUCCUGGGAUUGGCUAGUGCGGUGGUUCCGCCGAGGCGUGGUAGGAAGUGGUAGCUGUCAAUCACGAGGGAGACUCCAAACAGUGAGCCUGGAGCUGUAGAGCAGCGUUUACCGGCGGAGCGGCCGGUCUUAUGAAUGACACAAUGGCUACAGACUCUCCUAGAAGACCCAGUCGCUGUACCGGUGGCGUUGUGGUUCGCCCUCAGGCCGUCACGGAGCAGUCCUACAUGGAGAGCGUCGUGACUUUUCUGCAGGAUGUUGUGCCACAGGCUUACAGCGGGACUCCUCUAACAGAAGAAAAGGAGAAGAUAGUCUGGGUCAGAUUUGAGAACGCAGAUCUGAAUGAUACAUCACGGAAUCUAGAAUUUCAUGAACUGCAUAGCACUGGAAAUGAGCCCCCUCUGCUGGUUAUGAUCGGCUACAGUGACGGAAUGCAAGUCUGGGGCAUACCUAUCAGCGGGGAAGCCCAGGAGCUCUUCUCUGUUCGACACGGCCCAGUCCGAGCUGCUAGAAUCUUGCCUGCUCCACAGUUGGGUGCUCAAAAAUGUGAUAACUUUGCUGAGAAAAGACCCCUUCUUGGUGUUUGUAAGAGCAUUGGAUCUUCAGGUACGACACCACCGUAUUGCUCUGUGGAUCUGUACUCACUCCGAACUGGGGAAAUGGUGAAGUCCAUUCAGUUCAAAACACCCAUUUAUGAUCUACACUGCAACAAACGGAUCCUGGUCGUAGUCUUGCAGGAGAAAAUCGCUGCCUUUGAUAGCUGUACUUUCACAAAAAAAUUUUUUGUCACAAGUUGUUAUCCUUGUCCUGGGCCAAACAUGAAUCCUAUUGCUCUUGGGAGCCGCUGGCUUGCUUAUGCAGAAAACAAGUUGAUUCGAUGUCAUCAGUCUCGUGGUGGAGCCUGUGGAGACAACAUUCAGUCUUACACUGCCACAGUCAUUAGUGCUGCUAAAACAUUGAAAAGUGGCCUGACGAUGGUUGGGAAAGUGGUGACUCAGCUUACAGGUACAUUGCCCUCUGGGGUGAUAGAAGAUGAUGUUGCCAUCCACAGCAACUCAAGGCGGAGCCCCUUGGUGCCAGGCAUCAUCACAGUCAUAGACACUGACACAGUUGGAGAGGGCCAGGUGCUUGUUAGUGAGGACUCAGACAGUGAUGGCAUUGUGGCCCACUUCCCUGCCCACGAGAAGCCAGUAUGCUGUAUGGCUUUUAAUACUAGUGGAAUGCUUUUAGUCACAACAGACACUCUUGGCCAUGACUUUCAUGUCUUCCAAAUUCUGACUCAUCCUUGGUCAUCAUCACAAAGUGCUGUCCAUCAUCUGUAUACUCUUCACAGGGGAGAAACCGAAGCCAAAGUUCAGGAUAUCUGUUUCAGCCAUGAUUGUCGCUGGGUUGUGGUCAGUACCCUCCGGGGUACUUCUCACGUUUUCCCCAUCAAUCCUUAUGGUGGCCAGCCUUGUGUCCGAACACACAUGUCACCACGAGUAGUGAAUCGCAUGAGCCGUUUCCAGAAAAGUGCUGGGCUGGAAGAGAUUGAACAAGAACUGACAUCUAAGCAAGGCGGCCGCUGUAGUCCUGUUCCAGGCCUAUCCAGCAGCCCUUCCGGCUCCCCCCUGCAUGGGAAGCUGAACAGCCAAGACUCUUACAAUAACUUCACCAACAACAAUCCCGGCAAUCCCCGACUUUCUCCUCUCCCCAGCCUGAUGGUAGUCAUGCCUCUUGCACAAAUCAAACAGCCAAUGACAUUGGGGACCAUCACCAAGCGAACAGGGCCUUAUCUCUUUGGAGCGGGGUGUUUUUCCAUAAAAGCUCCAUGCAAAGUUAAACCACCUCCACAAAUUUCACCAAGCAAAUCGAUGGGUGGCGAGUUUUGCGUUGCUGCAGUGUUUGGGACUUCCAGGUCGUGGUUUGCAAACAAUGCAGGUCUGAAACGAGAAAAAGAUCAGUCCAAACAAGUCGUAGUUGAAUCCCUUUACAUCAUCAGUUGCUACGGGACCUUAGUGGAACACAUGAUUGAGCCCCGACCGCUCAGUACUGCUCCCAAGAUAAGUGACGAUACACCACUGGAGAUGAUGACGUCACCCCGUGCCAGCUGGACACUUGUUAGAACACCUCAGUGGAAUGAGCUGCAGCCACCCUUUAACGCCAAUCACCCGCUGCUCCUGGCGGCAGAAGCGGUGCACUAUUACCAGCUCCUGCUUGCUGGCUCGCUUCCCCCUGGAAGUCCUGGCCCCAUUACUCGACAUGGGUCCUAUGACAGUUUAGGCUCUGACCAUAGUGGACAGGAAGAUGAAGAAUGGCUUUCCCAGGUUGAAAUUGUAACACACACUGGACCUCACAGACGCCUGUGGAUGGGUCCCCAGUUCCAGUUUAAAACCAUCCAUCCCUCAGGACAGACCACAGUCAUAUCAUCUAGUUCGUCUGUGUUGCAGUCUCACGGGCCAAGUGACACGCCACAGCCACUCUUGGAUUUCGAUACAGAUGAUCUGGAUCUCAACAGUCUCAGGAUCCAGCCUGUCCGCUCUGAUCCAGUCAGCAUGCCAGGGUCAUCCCGUCCAGUCUCUGAUCGAAGGGGCGUUCCCACAGUGAUUGAUGCUGCCUCAGGUACCUUUGACCGGAGCGUGACCCUGCUGGAGGUGUGUGGGAGCUGGCCUGAGGGCUUUGGGCUGCGGCACAUGUCCUCCAUUGAGCACACAGAGGAGGGCCUCAGGGAACGGCUCGCAGAUGCCAUGGCCGAGUCACCAAGCCGAGAUGUUGUAGGAUCUGGAACAGACACAGCCCUUGAUGUAGCAAUCAAAAACAGCACCCCCGGGAGACACAUGGCUGUGAAGUGUUUGGAUUCACAACACUUCUACCUCUGGGCCUGCCCCCCCAUGACUGGUCAGUCUCCUGCCGCGUCACGUGCAUGCCAGUGUCCUGGACAGCAGAAUCCCUCUGCAAGACCGCCCUCUUCCCGUGUGCCGCCCCCGCACCUCCCUCCACCCUCUCCCUCUGCUUGUGGAGAUCAGUGUACUUCUGGAUCAUUGUCCAUAUCUCUCAAAGGAAACAAAGAAAAAGAUUCCUCAAUGCUUUUCUUUUCACAAGGGAAAAAAAAAGGAAAAAAAAAACAAUGCCAACAGCCCAGCAUCCGUGAACAACCCAACAAUAACAAAGCAUGCGUUCGGGAUGGAGGAAGAACUUCAGCGAGAGGGAAGCAUCGAGACUCUGAGUAACAGCUCAGGCUCCACCAGUGGCAGCAUCCCAAGAAACUUCGAUGGCUACCGAUCUCCGCUCCCUACCAACGAGAGUCAGCCGCUCGGCCUCUUCCCCACUGGCUUCCCAUAGGCACCAGCCACCUGCUUCUGACUGGGAGGGACAGGGAGAAGCCCCCACCCUAUCCCCCCGCACGCCUCUGGUCCUGCCCUUCUCAGUCUCUGCUCCUCUUUCAUCAACUCCACCUUCCCUAAACUUAGUGACAACAGCUGCUCAUCCUAUCUGGACGAGAAGAGACCUCCAGAACACCUCGGCACACCCUGACCUCUGCCACUCCUGUCAUUGGGGGCUGUGGCUAAAAGAGACUGCAGAAACUCUGUCCCUUCUCUCUUUGCACAUAAUGUCCCGCAUCGGAUCCGCUUUUGUAUUUUUUAACUGUACCCACAGGGGGACUGGAUCAGUAGCCAGAUCUUAGGGCCUGGGUGGGGAGAAGUUGAAUGGUCCAGCCAGGCAUUUUGGUGGACAGUGUCAGCCCUAGCCCACUCCAGGCUAUGGUGCACACUGCCCCCAGGCAUCCCUGCUCAGUUCCCUCCAAGACAAGAGUGAACUGAAGCCCAGAGUGAUAGGGAAGGCAGAAAGAGGCUCCCUUUGGCCCUUGCUUUCCUGUUGGCUCAUGGGGAAAAUUUGUCUGUCUUAUCUUUAAGCCCUUGUACCCUGGUCCUGUACUGUUCAGUGAAGGAAACCAUGGUUACUGAGGCCAUGUCAAAAGUGCACGUCUUGUCCAAUAAAUCACGCUGCAAUUGGUGUCCA